Hyalella azteca is the source of this 3020-nucleotide messenger RNA. RefSeq names its product tubulin beta chain. Gene Ontology annotation, cellular component: microtubule; cytoplasm. The transcript is spliced from 7 exons. Lineage: Eukaryota; Metazoa; Arthropoda; Malacostraca; Amphipoda; Hyalellidae. The record is from RefSeq and is a predicted model, not a curated record. The coding region runs from base 93 to 1472 and encodes 459 amino acids. Gene Ontology annotation, biological process: microtubule cytoskeleton organization; mitotic cell cycle. Gene Ontology annotation, molecular function: GTPase activity; GTP binding; structural constituent of cytoskeleton.
UUUUACGUGUUUAAUAAUUAAAAUAGAUUUAAUAAUAAUUAAUUUAGUAAGUGUCUGAAGCUGGUAAAGAAAUAAAGUGUAGAUAAACAGCCAUGAGGGAAAUCGUGCAUCUGCAGGCUGGGCAAUGCGGCAACCAAAUAGGAUCUAAGUUCUGGGAAGUGACGAGUGAUGAACACGGCAUCACACCCACCGGGGACUAUGAAGGCGUUCACGACAUUCAGCUCGAGAGGAUCAACGUUUACUACAAUGAGAUCGCAUACGGAAAAUAUGUUCCCCGCGCGAUCCUGAUCGACCUGGAGCCCGGGACGAUGGACGCGGUACGCACGGGCCCGUUUGGCCAGCUCUUCAAACCUGACAACUUCAUAUUCGGUCAGAGUGGCGCGGGCAACAACUGGGCCAAAGGGCACUACACGGAGGGCGCCGAGCUGGUGGAUAACGUCGUGGACGUGACCCGCAAGGAGGUCGAGGGCUGCGACUGCCUUCAGGGCUUCCAGCUCACGCACUCCCUGGGGGGCGGCACGGGCUCCGGCAUGGGUACUCUGCUCAUCUCGAAGAUCAGGGAGGAAUAUCCCGACCGAAUCAUGAGUACUUUCUCCGUAGUACCAAGCCCAAAGGUAUCGGACACAGUCGUAGAACCCUACAACGCAACGCUGUCCAUCCACCAGCUGGUCGAGAACACCGACGCCACAUAUUUCAUCGACAACGAAGCCCUCUACGACAUCUGCACCAACACCCUGCAGCUGCACACACCAACUUACGGCGACCUCAACCAUCUUGUGUCCCUUGCCAUGUCCGGCAUCACGACAUGUUUGCGGUUCCCGGGACAACUGAACGCCGACCUGCGCAAGCUGGCCGUCAACAUGGUGCCCUUCCCCAGGCUUCAUUUCUUCAUGCCGGGCUUUGCGCCGCUCACCGCCAGAGGGUCGCAGAAGUACAGCACGCAUACGGUCCAGGAGCUCACAGAGCAGAUCUUCCAGCCCAAGAACAUGAUGGCUGCGUGUAACCCCCACAAGGGCCGCUACCUUACCGUGGCUGUCGUGUUCAGAGGCAGGAUGUCCAUGAAGGACGUUGAUGAACAGCUCUUCAAAGUCCAAAACAAGAACUCGUCCUACUUCGUCGAGUGGAUCCCGAACAAUGUGAAGACUGCGGUGUGUGACAUCUCUCCUCGCGGCAUGAAGAUGGCGGCCACUUUCAUUGGAAACUCUACAGCCAUUCAGGAACUUUUCAACCGGAUUUCGGAGCAGUUCACAGCGAUGUUUAAAAGGAAGGCUUUCCUGCAUUGGUACACGGGCGAAGGGAUGGACGAAAUGGAGUUCACGGAGGCGGAGUCCAACAUGAACGACCUCGUGUCUGAGUACCAGCAAUACCAGGAGGCUAAAGCAGAUGAAGGACUUGAAUACGAUAACGAUAACGAAGAGGAAGAUAAUGAGUACGAACGCAAUGAUGAUUACGAAGACGAAGAAGAAGCCUAGGAUCAGUAAUCAUUUGCAUGUGCUGCGUAAAUUAAAACAAUUUUUCUGGAAUUUGAUGCAUCUAAAUAAAAGGCUGCAGCGAGUGUGUAGUGAAAUAAUGCAUUGUUAAAAUUGUUUGUUAACCUCAAAAUGAAAAUUGUUUGUUAACCUCAACAUUCUGUAAGCUUCUCUCAUGAUUUUGCCGACCUAUGCUUACACCAAUUGAAAUGUCUUGUAGAUAAUCCAUGUAAACGGUGUCCAUCUGCACUUUGUUGUGUUUCUAUCAUCUGUAUGAAAAAAUUUUUGACUACUUUAAAAUUGCGCCCUUAGCUGCAGUCCUUGAUCUAAAAGUAAUUUCGGAUAUUAUAUAAGGGUAUCAUGGAUUUAAGCUACACGUAAAUUAUUAUGUAUGAAACUUAGAGUGGCCUAGCGGUUAAGGUCGCCAAGAAUGGAACAGCGAUUUCGGAGGUUCGAAACAAGCAACUUGCUGUCAAAAUUCUGGUCGAAAUCGGCAGGGUAUCCGGGUGGUUAAGAAUCCCUGACGGCAUCAUAUAUCAUAUAUAAGAAUAUGCAAGUGAUAUGAUUUAAGAUUAUGCAAGUGAUAUGCUUUAAAAUUGAUUGGAUUUAUUAUAAGUUCCACACCAUAUGACCGCUCAAUUUACAAGCACUAGUAGUAUAUGAAAACAUAUUUUCUUCAAAUGAAUUGUUUUCAAAGUGUCAGCAAAUUAGUAUUUAAAAAAUUGUUUCUAGGCUCUAAUUUGUUUCACGGCCAUGAUGAAAAUUUCGAGUUUUGAACAUUAAAAAAAAACUAUACACAUGAGAGCGACAAUCAAUGCCUGUGAUGAUGAAUUUUGAUUUAGAGAUUUACAGUAGAUCAAAAUGUUAUCAUCAAAAAAUAAUUUAUAUUGGAAAUUUUGAACCGAAUUUUUUAGAGUGAAGUAUGCACAAACUUACCAGUUUUUAUUGUAAUCAUUCCAAUAGUCCAAGUGAAUACUAAACAUGACCACAUCUGUAUAAACAUGACCACUGUGUUAACAUAUAACAAUAUUAAUUGUUUAUUAGUACUCAUCCCAUUUUCCAUCAAGUAGAUUUUUCAUUUCUGCAACAGCGUUAGAGAACAUAAAUAUUUAUUUGUAUCAGAUUUUUUAGAAACUAUACAUGUGGGAUGUUCAGUGAUACAAUUAAAGUAAAGCGAAAUUGCAACAAAUCUAUAUAGUUAAUAUGUAUACAUGAAUAACGGAACAUCGCUCGAAUUAUUGCAAACCAAAUUGCUUUAAAUAACUUUCUAAACGAGAACAUGUAUCUUGAGUUGUAUAUGUUUUUUCGGAAAUUAUCUCGGUUUGAUCCUUAGUAUAAAAAGUCAUAAUAUAAUAGUUUUUAGCCAGGUAUGUGUUAUAAUAUGACUUAAAAGUCAUAUUAUAACACUUUUGCCACGUAUCACGCUCAUUAUUAUAAGAGGAUAGAUAAAGAUUACAUUUGUGUCAUAAUCUUUUAACGUUGCAUGGAGAAUUUAAUUUCUACUUUCGUUCUUGUGAAAUUAUGAACUUAAAAAUAAAAUUCACAAAUAUU